Messenger RNA from Carya illinoinensis, 2892 nucleotides. RefSeq lists its product as uncharacterized. The transcript has 4 exons. The record is from RefSeq and is a predicted model, not a curated record. NCBI's taxonomy places the organism in Eukaryota, Viridiplantae, Streptophyta, Magnoliopsida, Fagales, Juglandaceae. The coding region runs from base 1 to 2892 and encodes 963 amino acids.
AUGGAUAAAUCUUGGAUGCAUAUUGAAGAUCGAUUGCGGUCCCAUGAAUAUGCUGAAGGAGUUAAUCAUUUCUUAUCAAUGGCUCAAUCCAUUGCUCCUUCCAGUGACUCCAUUAGGUGUCCCUGUCGGGACUGUCGUAAUAACUUCUUCCAGCCAUUUACUGUUGUGAGGGAUCAUCUAUUUUUGAGAGGGAUUGAUAGAAGUUAUACUCAAUGGAUAUUUCAUGGAGAAGAUGAUCCUUUUCAUGCCAACCGGUCAGACGAUCCGGAUGAUGGAGAUGAUACUGGAGAGUACAUUGAUGACGUCGAUGAGAUGUUAUAUGACAUUCGGGUGGGAUCCUUCGUGGAUGAUAUUACCGGUUUAAAUGCAAGUGGCAGUGAUGAUGAUAAUGCACAGUCCAACGUUGGGACUUCUAUACACCAUACGUUUGAACAGUACGUCGAGGAUGCACGACAUCCACUAUAUCCUUCGUGUACAACCUACUCAAAGCUAUCAUUUAUAGUGAAGUUGCUUCACAUCAAGACAAUUGGGGGUUGGAACGUGAAGUCAUUUAACAUGGUGCUAAAGCUAUUGAAGUCUACAUUCCCAACUGCUCUCUUGCCUGAAGACUAUAAUGAUGCACGUCAGCUAGAGCGUGGGUUGGGAUUUAGUUACACCAAAAUCCAUGUAUGCCCAAAUGACUGUAUGUUGUUUUGGAAAGAUGAUGAAGACAAAGAUGAAUGCCGUAAAUGCAACGCAUCUAGGUGGAUCUCAAUGACGAGUAAACACCGGGUACCUCAGAAAGUGAUGCGUUAUUUUCCAUUGAAGCCUAGGUUGCAACGCCUUUAUCUAUCGAAGAAGACAGCAGAAGCCAUGCGAUGGCAUAAAGAGGGCCGUAUCGAUGAUUCGAACUGUAUGAGGCAUCCAGCUGAUUCCAAAGUUUGGAAAGAUUUUGACAGGAAAUAUGAUUGGUUUGCCAAAGAUUCUCGUAAUGUCCGUCUUGGACUGGCGAGUGAUGGGUUCAACCCGUUCAAUAACAUGAGCAAGCCCUAUAGUAUAUGGCCAGUAAUACUUCUACCUUAUAACUUGCCACCUUGGUCUUGCAUGAAAGACCCAUACUUUAUGUUGACCUGCUUGAUACCUGGUCCUAAAUCACCAGGAAAUGAUAUCGAUGUCUUCCUGCGUCCUUUAGUUGAUGAGUUGAAAGAAUUAUGGGAGGUUGGUAUUGAGACAUAUGAUGCAUUCAGUUCUGAUGUUUUUCGAUUACAUGCAUCUUUACUUUGGACUAUAAAUGACUUUCCUGCAUAUGCCAAUCUUUCUGGGUGGAGCACGAAGGGGAAGUUGGCUUGUCCUGUGUGCAAUGUUGAUACCGAUUCUAUGUGGUUGGCGUAUGGGCGUAAACAUUGUUAUAUGGGCCACCGUCGAUGGUUGGCCUUGGACCACCCUUGGAGAAAGAAAAAACGUGCUUUCAAUGGUGCCAACGAGGUUCGGAUUCAACCAGCAAAUCUUUCGGCCCAAGCUAUAUUUGAAUCAUUAUCCAUGGUCCCGAAUGUGCAAUUCGGGAAAAGUUCACGGAAGAGGAAACGGGCACCACAAGAAUUAAACUGGACAAAGAAAAGCAUCUUCUUCGAUCUCCCAUACUGGCAAGAAUUAGAGUUGAGGCAUAACCUAGAUGUAAUGCAUAUUGAGAAAAACAUAUGUGAUAGUGUGUUGGGCACCUUGCUGAGUAUUGACGGAAAGAGUAAGGACACUGCGAAUUCUCGCAGGGAUUUGGAACAUCUAGGACUGAGGAAGGAAUUACACUUACGUCCGGAUGGCGAUCGUUGCCGAAUGAGUCUUGCAUGUUACACCCUAAACCAAAAUGAAAGAAAAUCCUUCUGUGAGUGGGUGUCACAAGUUAAAUUCCCAGAUGGCUUCGCCUCUAACAUUGCCCGGUGUGUGAAUAUUCGUGAGGGAAAAAUUUCAGGAAUGAAAAGUCAUGACUGCCACAUUUUCCUCCAACAGUUGCUUCCGGUCGUGAUUGGUGGUUAUCUGCGGCCGGACAUUCGGCUAGCUUUGAUCGAGCUAUGUACAUUUUUCAAAGAAUUGUGUGCUCGAACAUUGACUUAUGAAUCAUUGCAUCGACUUCAGGCAGAAAUUUCUAUCAUACUAUGUAAACUUGAGAUGAUCUUCCCACCUGCAUUUUUUGAUAUAAUGGUGCACCUCGCAAUUCAUUUACCGGACGAGGCAUUGCUUGCUGGACCAGUGCAAUAUAGGUGGAUGUAUCCUUUUGAGAGGUACCUAGGGAAGUUCAAACGUUACGUCCGGAACAAAGCCCGCCCAGAGGGCUCAAUUGCCGAAGCAUAUGUUCAUGUUGAGUGUUUGACGUUUUGCUCAAUGUAUCUCAAUGACAUUGAGACCAGAUAUCAACGGGUUGAAAGAAACGCAGACCUUCCAGAACAGAGUAAUGAAGAAUUUUUUUCUGUAUUCUCACAAAAGGUACGUCCGCUCGGGGCGGCCAACAUUCACAUGCUUGCCGAGAAAUUAUUUGCAAGAGCCCACUGGUAUGUGCUAAAUAAUUGUGGCGAGAUCGAGCAUUACCUCGAUGAGCAUUAUAACAUGAUUACAAGGGAACUCACAACCAACACUGCGCGCAGGCACGAGGCUCAAUUUCCCGGGUGGUUCAAGAAACAUAUUCGAGAGAAGCGUGCAAUGGAUCCAACCAGUGUACGAGAUGAAAUAUAUGCACUUGCAUGUGGUCCCGACAAGUGGGUUGCGUCAUACGCUGGUUGCAUAAUGAAUGGAAUUAGGUUUCAAACAAAGGAUCGAGAGAGGCACCGGCGAACGCAAAAUAGUGGUUUGGUUGUUCGAGCGAAGAGGGAUUCGCGUUGGGGACCAUCUAACCAGCCUGAACACGUCUACAACAUGGUAUAA